Messenger RNA from Naegleria gruberi, 1029 nucleotides. RefSeq lists its product as uncharacterized. The coding region runs from base 1 to 1029 and encodes 342 amino acids. The transcript has a single exon. The record is from RefSeq and is a predicted model, not a curated record. Lineage: Eukaryota; Heterolobosea; Eutetramitea; Acrasida; Naegleriidae.
AUGAUUGGAAUAACCAUUGAGAGCUCUUCCUUCUCAUCAUCUUCAUCAUCAGCAAUAGCUAGAGCUCCAUUAUCUGCUCGGGGCAAUAAUUCCUCUCUCAAUCAAUCCCACUCAUCAAAUCCUAGUAGCACACCACGAGGUAAGAUCGUGCCCAAUUCAAUAACAAGAGAAGUUAAUAGCCCCAUCAGGAAUUAUAAAACAUCUCCCAUUCGUUCCUCAUCUAAUAGCAGUGGUAGUAGAUCAUCAAAUUCACCUAUUAGGAAUAAUAACAAAUGGGCUUCUAAGAAGGGACAAUCUGAAGGUUAUACUUUGGAACCUGAAACAAGGAGAAGAUCAAUUAGUGAGGAAAUUAUAACUCUCCGAGAUGAUAAUUCAAAAUUAAGGAGAGAAAUGGAUAAUAUGAAAUUACUAUUAAAUUGUCAGAAGGAGGAAAACUUUUUUCUCUCCACGUCCUUAUUCUCGGCACAGGAAGAGUUGAAAAAGUUGAAAACAAUAAUCAAGAAGAGAGAAUCAGACAUAAGGGAGCAACAAGAAAAGAUGGAAAGUUUAAUAUCGCACAGUGUGGAUAUGAGACCUAGAAGAGAAACCUCUCGAUCACCGAAUAGUAGUGAAACUCAAGUACUAAAAAAGGAGUUGGAAUUGUUGAGAGCAAAAUUGAAAGCAUCAGAAGAAAAGUUUGAAAAAUUGAAAAUGAUUAAUAAGGAAACCGAGGAUAAUGUUGAAUGCUUACUGAGUCAAUUAGAACACCAGCGAGUGACAAAAGAUCAAUUACUCGAUCAAGCAAAAAAUUCAAUUCUUAGCAGUCACUUUGAAAAGGAGAAAAAUGAUUCCUUUAGGAUAUUUCUUGACCUGUAUCAGGAAAACAACAAACACGUAGGAGAUGUUGAGUUGGAAGAUAAGUAUGAACAACUGUUGCUUGCCAAACAAGAUUUAGAAACAAAGCUCUUCAAAAGGGAGGAGCAACUUAUUGAAAUGACUAUGAAAUUUGAGUCUGCUAGGUGCGAUCUUAUCAAAAACUCUAUCAUGUAA